UAGCUAGCUCUUAUAAAAUAGUACAGCUGCAAAAACCAUCGUAGCAAUAUCUCUAUAAGCUAAGUAGUAGUAAGAAAUAUGGCUUCUAAGCCUGGAAUCCUUACUGAUUGGCCAUGGACUCCUCUUGGAAGCUUUAAGUAUGUGAUCUUGGCUCCAUGGGUUAUUCCAGCCACGUACUCAUUCCUGUUCCACGAAGAUGAAAAUAAGAGAAAUGUUUCUGAUAUCCUCAUAUUUCCAUUUAUGUUGUGGAGGAUGCUCCACAACCAGAUUUGGAUAACACUUUCUCGUUACCGAACAGCCAAAGGCAGAACUAGAAUCGUAGACAAAGGUCUUGAAUUCGAUCAAGUAGAUAGAGAAAGAAAUUGGGAUGACCAAAUCUUGUUCAAUGCAACAUUGUUCUACUUGGCAAGCAAGACCCUGAAGGGGGCUACAAACCUGCCUGUUUGGAGGACAGAUGGAGUCAUUUUAACUAUUCUUCUCCAUGCGGGUCCUGUGGAGUUUCUUUACUAUUGGCUUCACAGAGCACUCCAUCACCGUUACCUGUACUCUCGCUACCAUUCUCAUCACCAUUCUUCUAUUGUCACUGAACCUAUUACUUCUGUGACUCACCCAUUUGCCGAGCACAUAGCAUACUUCAUGCUGUUUGCAAUACCAAUGUUGACAACAGUGUUCACAGAAACUGGCUCUAUUGCUUCCUUUACUGGUUAUGUCACUUACAUUGAUUUCAUGAACAAUAUGGGUCACUGCAAUUUUGAGUUGGUUCCCAACUGGAUCUUCUCUGCCUUUCCUCCUCUAAAAUACCUCAUGUAUACUCCAUCGUUUCAUUCUCUGCACCACACUCAGUUUCGAACAAACUACUCAUUGUUUAUGCCAAUCUACGAUUACAUCUAUGGAACAAUGGACAAAUCUUCAGAUUCUCUAUAUGAAUCUUCAAUCAAGAGACAGGAUGAAGUGCCAGAUGUCGUGCAUCUAAUGCAUCUAACUACACCGGAAUCAAUCUAUCAUCUACGGCUGGGAUUUGCUUCAUUGGCCUCUCAGCCGCACAUAGCCUCAAAAUGGUACUUAUGGUUGACGUGGCCAGUAACAGUAUGGACAAUGAUGUUAACUAGGAUUUAUGGUCGCACUUUUGUGGUUGAGAGGCAUCGCUUUGAUAAACUCAAAUUACAAACAUGGUCACUUCCCAAAUAUAAAUUACAAUACUUGUUGCAAUGGCAAAGCCAAUCCAUAAACAGCUUGAUUGAGGAGGCCAUACUUGAAGCAGAGGAAAAAGGGGUUAAAGUGUUAAGUCUAGGUCUCUUGAAUCAGGGUGAGGAACUGAAUAGAUAUGGUGGUCUAUACGUGCAAAAGCAUCCUAAGCUGAAAACCAAGGUGGUUGAUGGGAGUACCUUAGCAGUUGCUGUAAUUCUCAACAAUUUACCAAAAUGGACUACCCAAAUUGUCCUCAGAGGCAAACUUACUAAGGUUGCUUAUGCCAUUGCCUUUGCUCUGUGCCAGAGGGGUAUCCAGGUGGCAGCAUUGGAUGAGGUUGAGUACAUGAAACUUGGCAAAUCCUUCGGUACAAAUUCAUCUGUGAGUAACAAAUUGGUUCUCUCAAAAAAUUAUUCCCACAAGAUAUGGUUGGUUGAUGAUGGAUUAAGUGAAGAGGAACAAACAAAAGCUUCAAAAGGAACAAUAUUUAUUCCAUUCUCCCAAUUCCCACCUAAUAAAUUGCGCAAGGACUGCUUUUACCACCACACACCAGCAAUGGCAACUCCUCUGUCUCUUGAAAAUCUACACUCUUGUGAGAAUUGGUUGCCACGGAGGGUGAUGAGUGCCUGGAGAAUAGCAGGGAUUAUACACGCUUUGGAAGGUUGGAAUGAACAUGAGUGUGGUAACAUUAUGUCCAACAUUGAGAAAGUUUGGGAAGCAAGUCUUCGACAUGGCUUUCAGCCUCUAAAGACCAUCACUACCUCAACCUAAAUCCAGUAUAAAUAAAUUAUCAUAUCUGCAAAAUAUUUGCUAAAAAUGGAGUGACUGGCUUUCUUUGUUACGUUGUUAAUUUGCUAAUGGAGUGCCAGAAUGCUUAAUAUAAUAGUACUACAGUAUCCUAAUCGGUAUAAGGAUAUUCAAUAAUGGCUAUCAUGUCAACUAAAAGACGUGUUUAUUUUUCAUAUAGUUUUAAGUUUCAACAUAGAUCUCAACUUCGAAUUCCCCAAUAUAAAACAAAAAUAGCAAUAUCAACUA
Molecule: messenger RNA, 2223 nt
Organism: Ziziphus jujuba (common jujube)
Lineage: Eukaryota; Viridiplantae; Streptophyta; Magnoliopsida; Rosales; Rhamnaceae
Product: very-long-chain aldehyde decarbonylase CER1
Exons: 10
Coding region: 79-1959 (626 amino acids)
Biological process (GO): lipid biosynthetic process
Molecular function (GO): oxidoreductase activity; iron ion binding
Source: RefSeq, a predicted model, not a curated record